Hirundo rustica (Barn swallow) is the source of this 2469-nucleotide messenger RNA. It is a transcript of the gene HHIPL1, whose product is annotated as HHIP like 1. Lineage: Eukaryota; Metazoa; Chordata; Aves; Passeriformes; Hirundinidae. The record is from RefSeq and is a predicted model, not a curated record. The coding region runs from base 1 to 2364 and encodes 787 amino acids. Gene Ontology annotation, cellular component: membrane. The transcript is spliced from 9 exons.
AUGAGGGGCCCGCGGGCGGCCCUGGCGCUGCUGCUGGCGGCGGCGUUCGCCCCGCGGCCGGCGCGGCCGCACCCGCAGUGCCUGGACUUCAAGCCGCCGUUCCGGCCGCCGCGGGGCCUCGCCUUCUGCCGCCGCUACGCCGAGUUCGGCUGCUGCGACCCGCGCCGCGACCGAGCCCUGCUCCAGCGCUUCUACCGCCUCAGCGCCCGCAUGGACGAGCGCGCCUACGCCGCCUGCGCCGGGCACCUGCAGGAGCUGCUGUGCCAGGAAUGCUCUCCAUAUGCAGCUCACUUGUACGAUGCUGAGGAUCCCUCCACCCCUGUGCGGACAAUUCCAGGACUAUGCCAAGACUAUUGCACGCAAGUGUGGCAAACCUGCCGCUCCAUUUUUCGCUCUCUCUCUGCAGACCCAGAGUUAAUUGCACUGGAAAACAACGUGGCAAAGUUCUGCCGCUACCUGUCCCUGGAGGACACCGACUACUGCUUCCCACACCUGCUGGCUAACCAGGACCUGAACCAGAACCUGGGGCUGGUCACCGCUGACGCGGAGGGCUGUCUCCAGCUCUGCCUCGUGGAGGUUGCCAACGGGCUGCGCAAUCCCGUGGCGAUGGUACACGCCAACGAUGGCACCCACAGGUUCUUCGUCGCAGAGCAGGUUGGCCUGGUGUGGACCUACCUCCCUGAUGGAUCCAGGCUCGAAAAACCAUUCCUGAACAUCAGCCAAGCUGUGCUCACCUCGCCUUGGGAAGGGGAUGAGAGAGGGUUUCUGUGUAUUGUCUUCCACCCUAAAUUCAAAUUUAAUGGUAAAGUCUACGUCUACUAUUCAGUUGAAGUUCGUUAUGAGGAGAGAAUCCGAAUCAGUGAGUUCAGGAUUUCUCCUGCUGACAUGAAUACCUUGGACCAUGGUUCUGAAAGGAUAAUCCUUGAAAUAGAAGAGCCUGCUUCCAACCAUAAUGGAGGAGAGCUGCUCUUUGGAGAUGAUGGGUAUCUCUAUAUCUUCACUGGAGAUGGAGGCAUGGCUGGGGAUCCUUUUGGCACCUUUGGAAAUGCCCAGAACAAGUCAGCCCUGCUGGGCAAAGUGCUGCGGAUCGAUGUGGACAACAACGACCGCGGGCCGCUGUACCGAAUCCCUCCCGACAACCCCUUCGUCAGCGACCCCACGGCUCGCCCCGAGGUGUAUGCCUACGGCGUGAGGAACAUGUGGCGCUGCUCCUUCGACAGGGGCGACCCUCACACCAAGGAAGGGAAGGGGCGGCUCUUCUGUGGGGACGUGGGGCAGAAUAAAUACGAAGAAGUCGACAUUGUCGAGAAAGGGAAAAAUUACGGCUGGAGGGCGAGGGAAGGGUUCAGCUGUUACGAUAAAAAACUUUGCGCCAAUUCCUCCUUGGACGAUGUGCUUCCAAUCUACGCAUACCCACACAAAAUGGGGAAAUCCGUUACAGGAGGCUACGUCUAUCGAGGUUGUGAAUCUCCAAACCUGAAUGGCCUGUACAUAUUUGGUGAUUUUAUGAGUGGACGCCUGAUGUCUUUGAAGGAGGAUCGUGCUACUGGAGAGUGGCAGUACAGUGAAAUCUGCAUGGGGACAGGACAAACGUGUAUGUUCCCUGGGCUUAUCAAUAACUAUUAUCAAUACAUCAUCUCCUUCGCUGAAGAUGAAGCAGGGGAACUGUACUUCCUGUCUACUGGUGUACCAAGUGCCACAGCUCCCCAUGGAGUGGUGUACAAAGUGGUGGACACUUCCAGGACAGCACCACCAGGAAAAUGCCAAGUUGAGCCAUCGCCAGUGAAAGUCAAAAGCAAGCUCAUCCCGUUUGUGCCAAAGGAGAAGUUUAUUAUGAAGACACCAACACCACGUCCCCGGCCGAAGACCACGACCGAGGCCCCGUGGGGAGGCGUCCCCGAGCCCCCGAGCCCCCGCACGCCGGGCGGGGACCGAACCAGGGCAAGCACAGCAGCGGCCGGGGGCCCGGGGAAGGGGCCCGAGGAGCGGGGCCAGCGCAGGAAGAAGAAGCCCCCCGGCAAUGGCACCGUGCGGCUGAUGCGGCAGGGCCGGCGGGGCCGCGGCCGCGGCAGGGUGGAGAUUUUCAUCGACGGCGAGUGGGGCACGGUGUGCGACGACGGCUGGAGCUUGCCCGCCGCCGCCGUGGUGUGCCGCCAGCUCGGCUUCCCCUACGUGGUGCGGGCCACCAAGAAGGCAGAGUUUGGGGAAGGGUCGUCGCUGCGCGUUCUUCUGGAUGAUGUGCAGUGCUCCGGGCAGGAGAGGACGCUGCUGGAGUGCUCCCACGCCGAUGUCGGCACGCACAACUGCUCGCACGAGGAGGAUGCCGGUGUGGUGUGCAGCCGGGAGGAGGUGACGCACCGGUGAGCCAAGAGCUGGGGAAGGCAGCCGAGGGGCUUGGAGCACAUCCCUUUCUUGCCCAACCCUGUAAACCAGCUGCAGUAUCGAGGAGGGUGUGCCCUGCCUUGAAGA